AUGCUGUUGCUGGGCACCCUGCUAAAUGCGGCUGGAUUGUUGAUUCACAGUAUUGACCGAAUGUUGGCCAUCACUGUGCCGGUUUAUUAUUACAACAAUAGUUUUAAAAUUAUGAAGCGCUUACUAUAUUUAUUAUAUGCAAUUGCCGUUACGCCGACGCUCACAAUGUGUGGUUAUACACUAACGCAGCCGUCGAGAAAUAUCAGCAUUCAGUGCAAGUAA
Molecule: messenger RNA, 222 nt
Organism: Gongylonema pulchrum
Lineage: Eukaryota; Metazoa; Nematoda; Chromadorea; Rhabditida; Gongylonematidae
Source: the annotation of a GenBank genome assembly